Molecule: messenger RNA, 1657 nt
Organism: Clarias gariepinus (North African catfish)
Lineage: Eukaryota; Metazoa; Chordata; Actinopteri; Siluriformes; Clariidae
Exons: 6
Coding region: 1-1116 (371 amino acids)
Biological process (GO): response to bacterium
Source: RefSeq, a predicted model, not a curated record
AUGGACCAACAAGUCCAAUGGACAGAUACCACACCCUUUAACUUACAGCACCCAAAGGGUCUGCUGCCAACAUCCUGGUGCCAGACACUCCAGAACUACCGCAGAGGGCCUAUGGAGCCAUGGGGACUCCAAGUCCCAGGUGUUCCAGGCCAUGCAGUAGAUUUUCACGGAUCAUCAUUUGUCUCGGUGAAGUCUGGAGAACGUGUGACUCUGAACUGCACAUUUCAUGAUGAACACAAUAGAGACCUUAUUGUUUGGUACAAGCAACGGUUUGGAGAGAUGCCUGUGGAAGUGGGAAAAACGAUAUUACAUAAAGAUACUCAAAUUUCACCUGACUUUAGCUCUGGAUUUAAAAUAGAGAAUAUUAAUAACGGCAUUUCUUUAUCAAUUCUACAACCAAAAAAAGCUGAUGAAGGACUGUAUUUCUGCGGAAUUUAUUACUGGGCUAAAUUUGAAUUUUCCAAUGGAACAUUCGUAGCUGUGACAGAUGACAGUAAUAAAAAAGUGUCAGUAUCACAGAGCGGCGGGUUGGACUCGGUUCCUGCAGGAGCGUCAGUGACUCUGCAGUGCUCGGUUCUCUCUGAGAGCAGAGCAGCAGAACUCCAAGUGCUCUGGUUCAGAGCUGCUCCACCACAAUCCCAUCCUCAAAUCAUUUACACUCAUCACAACAGCAGCCAUCAGUGUGAGAGCGGCUCUUCUACACACACCUGUGUGUACAACUUCUCCAAGAACAUCCUCAGCCUUAAUGAUACUGGGACUUACUACUGCGCUGUGGCCGCGUGUGGGAAGAUCAUUUUUGGGAACGGGACACAAGUACAACUGGCAGACAGACAGAGAGACAGACCUGAUUCUAUAGUGAUCUGCCUGGUUGUGGUGUUGGUAGUGUGUGUCGUGGUGAAUUUUACACAAGCAGUUUUAUACUGUAAAAAGCUUAACUUUGUGAAACGACCACAUGGUUCUUUGAUAGGGACACCGCACAUUCAGGACCAAAAUGCUGUGGAUCUGAAUUAUGCGGCUCUGAGUUUCAACGAGAUGAAAACUAAAAGUGGAAGAACAAACAGAGGACAACCUCAUCAUAGCGUUUAUUCUGAAGUCAUAUUUACUCCUGAUACUUAGAUCACCGUUACUUUAUUUCUAACUUAUAUAACAGAUUAUUGUUUUUUUAAAGCAAUGUUUGACUGAAACAUUUAACCCUUUCGUAAAAUCAAUGAAGAAUGAAAAAUUAUUAACUUAAGUUACAUAUGGUACAGAUCUGACUUGCUUGAAUGAUUAUUAUGAUAUGAAAAAAAAACAUUAUGAUUCAUUCUGCUGUAAUGAUACCUGAAACUACUAUUUUCACCUGAUAUACUAUAUAUUUUUUAACCUAGUCCAGGGGUCGGCAACCUCAAUCAAAGAGCCAUUUGGAGUCGUUUUCCACAGUGAAGAAAACACAGGGAGCCACAAAACUCUUUGAAAUCUAAAAUGACACUGCAUGUAUUGUUUUUAUGUUUAUGCUAUGUACUCUAUAAAUUGCACAAAUUUGCAUUUAUGAAAUCAAUGAACUGCUACAGAGAAAACAAGAAAAAAAAUACUUCUGCAACAAAAACAUUUUAAAUUUUUUUGCGGAAAAAAAGACGCUGGAUUGAAGGUUACUUUUAAACACAAUACUCAAUGUCUA